UUUAAAUUGAUCCAAUAUUCAUUUUAUUCCAUAUUCAGUGACAAGCUCGUGUCCCUAAUUCCCCAAGCAGCUUUGUUUUGGUACGAAGGUAACCUCAAAAUUUCUUGUGUAGGCUGUAGUAUUUGCUUGCUCUGUAAAUGAGAAGUUGAGUUUGAUUGCAUUGCCGUUAUGUUUAAUUAUAAAUACAUUUAGAAAAUGAUAGAGAGUUAAAUUCGUAGUAUUUAAUGUUAUAUUGAACGUAACUUGAAAAUUUGGUUAAAGUUGUUUUUGCAUAAAGGCAAAUAAACAUAGGGGACCUAGUCAAAUGCAUAUUUCUUAAAGGAGAAUUCUAAUAAACAAAAACAAUGAAAGAAGUGCUGAGUACGCAAACCUCUUCGAGCUAUAGUAAUCAUUUUGUUAAUAAUAACGGAGAGUCAAAUUCUAAUAAUAAUGUUUCUUAUGGCUCGAAUGCGACAAGGAAGUACGCAGUCUUGAGUACGGAAUGGAUUUCAGCAAUAGGAGAAGAAUUAGGCAUGCAUCCAUUACCGGAUACGCUUCUUCGUAAACUCGCCGAAGAUGCAUCGUAUAGGCUGCGUGAAGUAUUGCACAAAUGCGUUACAAGACUUAGGCACAGUAAAAGGAAACGUCUGACCUCGACGGACGUGAAUGCUGUUGUGACAAAUCUGUGCGACGUCGAUCCCCUUAUUGGUGCACCGGAACAGUUGCCAGAAUAUCUCUCGGAAGCCGGUCUUUUUGUGCCACACGAACGCUUUAUAGAUUUAUCGCAAAAAGUAAACGAACCGCAGAGUUUCUCUCAAGUUAGCGUUCCAUUUCUUCAAGAAGUUGAAAUCGUGGACUCAAAGCUGUUAGAGGCAAGAAAUAAUUAUGCAAAACGAGCCUUGAAAAUGCUAUUCAACGGCUCUCAAAAAACAUUUCAGGUUCUUCUAAACGAUUGUGCUACGAAUGCCUGCUUGGGCGGAGAAGGCGUAGUGGAUAAAUUAAUGUCGAUUGCCAGAUCUAUGGUCAUAUCGAAUAAUGCCCAAUACACGAGAGUCUCUACUCGGACAUGUCAGCUCAUCAUCGCUAUUACCAAUAACAACAAAGCUGUCUACCCUUAUCAUCUCAAUUCUGUAGAUAAAUUGACAGAAUUACUGUUAGAACUCUUACUCGGUCAGGGUUUUAUCAAUCCGAAUUUAGAGACACUUUUCAAAGAUUGCGCGCUAAAGUUAAUGCUGAGAUGGCCGUCGGUCGCCAAUAGGUUCAUUCCAAUGUUAAAAAGCGUCCUAAUAAGAAAGGACGAACAAAGUUUCGAAUUGAAAAAGAAAGCAAUAGCUCUGGAGCUACUUGCCGGAGUUCAGCCCCUUAUAUUUCUCGAGAAGGAAAUUGAUUCUUCGCUUUCGUUGGUGAAUGUCUUAAAAUAUGCCACACCAGGUUCUAAUAUGUGGCACAAAAUCGCACUUAUCGUGUGCGCCUUUGUGAAGUCCGGUAAUCAGCCAUUAAAUUAUUCCGUGAUAAUUCAACACUUUGGGGACUCGAUCCUCCCUUACUUGAUUAACGACGUGGCGGCAAUAAAAAAUAACAAAAUAACGAAUCUUCCAAUAAUUGUGAGAAGUAAAAUAAAAUACGCGUCGAUAAGGCCGAGUAUAGCUGGAAAAUUUGGCGACAGGCAAAUUGUCUUUCCCGAUUCAACUUUACGCGGACCGAGGCAGGAAAUUAAAUUCGCCUUUGCUGGUGGUCGGCCCGUACCUUCGAACAACCUUCGUCGUGUAAGUUUACGAGCAAAUUAUCAAAUCUUGAGAAACGAAUCGAGGGCCCCUUAUGCUCUCGUUGCAUCGCGUCGACUCUUAAUUUUCAAGCAUAAAAAGAAACGUUUGUCAGGUGCUUACAACCUAUCGAAGAUCAUUCUUUAAAUUGUCAUGGUAAUUUCAUUUAGACUAAAUAAAUAUAUCCUCUAUUUGAUAAAAAGUAUGAAUUAAAACAUAUUGUAAG
This is a messenger RNA of Ceratosolen solmsi marchali, 1968 nucleotides long. RefSeq lists its product as uncharacterized. Gene Ontology annotation, cellular component: SLIK (SAGA-like) complex; transcription factor TFIID complex; SAGA complex. The coding region runs from base 345 to 1889 and encodes 514 amino acids. NCBI's taxonomy places the organism in Eukaryota, Metazoa, Arthropoda, Insecta, Hymenoptera, Agaonidae. Gene Ontology annotation, molecular function: RNA polymerase II general transcription initiation factor activity; protein heterodimerization activity; transcription coactivator activity. The record is from RefSeq and is a predicted model, not a curated record. The transcript is spliced from 8 exons. Gene Ontology annotation, biological process: RNA polymerase II preinitiation complex assembly; transcription initiation at RNA polymerase II promoter.